This is a messenger RNA of Haliaeetus leucocephalus (bald eagle), 591 nucleotides long. RefSeq names its product orosomucoid 2 (gene ORM2). Lineage: Eukaryota; Metazoa; Chordata; Aves; Accipitriformes; Accipitridae. The coding region runs from base 1 to 591 and encodes 196 amino acids. The record is from RefSeq and is a predicted model, not a curated record. The transcript has 6 exons.
AUGCUGGCCUCCCUCGCCCUCCUCGUGGGGCUGCCGCUCGCCCUCGCCGCUGAGCACCCCAGCUGCGCCCCGCUCGUCCCGGUCACCUUCGACAAUACCACCAUCCCUGGGCUCCUGGGAAAAUGGUUCUACAUGACCGGCGGCUCCAAGUACCCACCUCACGUGGCAGAGAUGAAGGUGGUGAAAUACGCGGUUUUUUCCUUCUUUCCUGGCAGCCACAAGGACGAGCUCAAUGUCACCGAAAGCAUGAGAGUGAACGAGACAUGCGUGGUGAGGAACACCACCAAGAUCCAGAUCUUGUGGCACAACUCCACCCUGAUGCACGUCGAUGACCAGGUGGUUUCCACGGCUGAACUGAUCCAAAGCGACAAGGACCUGCUGAUCCUGAAGCACUUCAACGCCAACAUCCUGGGUCUGAGCCUCUCGGCACGGACGCCCAAUGUGAGCAAGGAGCACUUGGAGGAGUUCAAUGCCCACCUGCGCUGCCUGGGCUUCACCGAGGAGGAGGUGUUCUUCACUUCCGAAAAGGACGCCUGUCCCCUGCCUGGGGAGAAGACAGGAGAAGGCGAUGAGGAACAGCAGCUGGGGUAA